GUUAAUCGAGGGGUUAGCCGAAAAUUUCCCAAAUUUCUUCUCGCAACCUCCCCCGAGCACCGCCGACACGAUGCGAGGCACGUUGAUUUUUGCGGGCAGCUCCUGCCCGGAGCUCACCGACAAGAUAUGCCAUAACCUGGGCAUGGCGCGGGCCGACGCCGAGCUCAGCCAAUUCUCCAAUGGCGAGACGAGCGUGCGCAUCCUCACCAGCGUCCGGGAGAAGGACGUGUUCGUCGUGCAGUCAGGCAGCCCCAAGAUCAAUGACACCAUCAUGGAGCUGCUCAUCAUGAUCUCGGCCUGCAAGGGCGGCUCCGCCAACAAGAUCACUGCCGUGCUGCCCUACUUUCCCUACAGCCGUCAGUCAAAGAAGAAGUCCCAUAGGGGGGCCAUCACGGCCAGGAUGCUGGCGAAUCUGCUCGGUGUCGCGGGCGUCAAGCACGUCAUCACGGUCGAUCUGCACGCCUCUCAGAUGCAAGGCUUCUUCAGGUGCCCAGUGGACAACCUGCACGCCGAGCCUCUGAUCGCCCGCUGGAUCCGGCGCAACGUGCCCAGAUGGCAGGAGGCAGUGGUGGUGUCCAAGAACGCGGGCGGCACCAAGCGGGUCACCUCGCUCGCCGACGCCCUCAAGCUCAACUUUGGCAUGGUGACCACAGAUAAGAAGAGGGGGCCGAACCAGAGCCUGUCGGCCAGCAUGAUCUCGUACCCUCUCGUAGGACUUGACCGGCAGCCCGGGCUCGACACCGCCGGCGACCAGGUGCGUACCAACUCGUCGGAGCCCGAGAAUGAGGCCUCCGCUACAGACAGUGGUCGAUCGCAAGAUUCCCGCACCGCCGCGGAUGCUCAAGGAUCGCCGCGCAUGCGUGCUAAUGGCGUGCAUUCACGGAACUCUGCCAGCCGCAGAUCGGCUCCGGUGCGCUCGCAGACCACACUGUCCCAGUCGUCGGUCAUCGACGAGCUCGAUGAGGACGCCGAGGCAGACGGACUGGAGUACAACGACCAGCGAGCCCACGAGGUGACGCACGGUCGGCUGGUGCAGGGCCACAUUGUCCCGGAUGACUUCCCUUCCCCGGCCGGGUCGGUGGCCGAUACGAACGUGCCGGACGACGAUCCGAUGGCAAUGUCUCACGCUUCGUCGUUCUUUGCACCCCAGCCCCAUGCCCUGGGCGGCUCGGGAGACGCCGGCGCGAGCUCGGACGAGGAGGACGACAUACUCAAGGACCCCAAGGUCGAGCGCACGAUAACGCUCGUGGGCGAUGUCAAGGACCGGCCCGUCCUCAUUAUCGAUGACAUGAUCGAUAAGCCCGGGUCGUGGAUCGCAGCCGCUGAAACGGUGGUUAAGCGCGGCCGCGCCAACAAGGUUUACUGCAUCGCCACUCAUGGCGUCUUUGGAGGAGAUUGUUUGGAGCAGAUGCAAGCAUGCGACUGCAUCGACGCCAUCGUCGUGACCAACAGCUAUCCAAUCCCGGAGCACAAGGCACGCAACGCGAGCAAGCUGGUGGUUCUAGACCUGUCCUUCCUCUUGGCCGAGGCGAUACGGCGGAAUCAUUACGGCGAGUCGAUGUCGCCGCUGUUCCAGCACCUCAUGGAUUGAUCAUGGCAGGUUAUCUCUCCUUUCGUUUUCCGCUUCUCGUCUAAAUGGCUCUCUCAGAUGCCACACAGAGCCUAUUUCUUAUUUUCCGUCUCUGGGUGUUGGGCG
Messenger RNA from Thermothelomyces thermophilus ATCC 42464, 1696 nucleotides. RefSeq lists its product as uncharacterized. The record is from RefSeq and is a predicted model, not a curated record. Gene Ontology annotation, cellular component: cytoplasm; ribose phosphate diphosphokinase complex. Gene Ontology annotation, biological process: 5-phosphoribose 1-diphosphate biosynthetic process; purine nucleotide biosynthetic process; ribonucleoside monophosphate biosynthetic process. Bases 71 to 1591 code for a protein of 506 amino acids. The transcript has 2 exons. Gene Ontology annotation, molecular function: ribose phosphate diphosphokinase activity; magnesium ion binding. Lineage: Eukaryota; Fungi; Ascomycota; Sordariomycetes; Sordariales; Chaetomiaceae.